Messenger RNA from Didymodactylos carnosus, 1443 nucleotides. The record is from the annotation of a GenBank genome assembly. Lineage: Eukaryota; Metazoa; Rotifera; Eurotatoria; Philodinida; Philodinidae.
AUGUUUAAAGCAGAUUCGUCACCUCGAUAUCAUAUCUCGGAACCAUUGGUUGUUCUAGUUAAAUUAUUUAAUGAUGAUCGUACAUUGGAUUAUAUAAUGCAACAUGCACAAGUUGAUCUCAAUACUUUGUCAACUGUUGAAUUCUUUGUUAACUUAUUGUUGGAAUUUUACACCACCGUCAAUGAUCAGACACCAUUAAAACAAUUAACGUGUACGGCACUUGUUAACAUACUGUGGAGUGUAUCAUUCCAAAAACAAUAUCAAGAUGAAUUACAGGGAAAUCAAAAGUUUAAAGCAUUUAUUGAAAAUAUAGAAAAUGCUAAAGUGUUAGAUAAAAUUGUUACCACACAAUAUGUACCAAAAUAUAUUGAAAAUAUUCGUACAGCAGCCGGUGGUAUCCUAUUGAAUAUUAAUGCAACAAUGCCAACAGUAAAAGUCGAAAAGGAACAGCAACACCGACAUCCAUCGUCAACGACAGAAGCAGUAAGAGGAGCACGAGUACCAGCCCUCGUGCAGCGGACUGACUCGAACAGCAGGCCGAUGAUUAUGAUCAGUUAUUCACAUGGAGAUAAAGAUUUUUGUUAUCAACUUCAUGAUGGAUUAAAAUCAAAAUUUGAUAUAUGGAUUGAUAUGAAUCAUCGUCAGACAGGUGAUCUGUGGCAAAAAAUAGCCGAAGGGAUGGAUAAAUCAAAUGUUAUCCUAUGUUUAGUAUCAGAAACAUAUUGUCAAAGUAAAUCAUGUCGACGAGAAGUAACAUAUGCAUUAGAUGCAUUAGAUGAAUUAGAACAACCAGUUAUACCUUUGUUUCUACAACAAUACAAACCACCCAGUUGGCUAAAAAUUAGAACAUCCGGUUUGAAAUAUGUUCGUUUUCGUGAUAUAAAACAAUUGGAAUCUGAAAAAUUAUCCGAAUUAGUUCAGAUGAUUGAACAAAAUUUAUCAUUACCGUCAAGCGUCGACUAUGAUAAUAAUGAUUCUCGUAGUUGCGCACCAUCACAUUAUGAACCAGCAGCGCCACCGCCAACAACAACAUCGACAACAACAAAAGAAAAAACUGCAGAAGAAAACAAAGUGAAACAAGAAACAUAUAUCGGGAUAUCCGAACUUUAUCAAAAACCGGUUGAACAGUGGAAUAAAAAUGAUGUAUCGCAGUGGUUUGAAUAUAAUGAAAUUUUAGUUGAAAUACAAGAUUUGUAUAAGUUCAAAGAUGGUAGUGAGUUACUGAGUUAUGCCCCAUCACUAUUAGCUGAUGAAAAAUUACAGUAUCAAAUUUAUUCUAAAACAUUUUCAAAGAAAAAUAAUGGCGAAGAUUUGCUACCGCAUGAGUAUACAAAGUUUGUUAAUGCUUUACGAAAAUUAUAUGAAAAAACUAUUGAGAAAUCAAAACCGGUAAAGGUAGCAGUACCAGCAGAUGCUAAAUCACAAACAUGUCAGAUUUUAUAA